Lactuca virosa is the source of this 1958-nucleotide messenger RNA. NCBI's taxonomy places the organism in Eukaryota, Viridiplantae, Streptophyta, Magnoliopsida, Asterales, Asteraceae. The record is from the annotation of a GenBank genome assembly.
AAGACGAAACUGCCCAUUUUGUUUAUGUCUUCUUUCAAGUCCUACAGAUUCUCAGACACCGGUUUUUAGAGACGGUUUCAAAGAUUAAAAUGUCGAAAUCUUCACCGGCGACCAAAAAGGCGAAGGAGGUGUCGCCGGAAACAAUUAAGCCCGACGAAUACUCCCAUAGCCCCGUCCACUAUGCUGUUGCAGUAGGCGAUCAUACAACCCUCUCACGUAUUGUAGCCUCUUUACCCCGGCUAGCCGACCCGACGAAGAUUCACUCGGAGUCAGACUCCUUAAACCAAGAGAGGCUUUCCGACCAAAUAGCCGCCGUACUCGAUCGGCGUGACAAUCCGAAGAGGGAGACUCCGCUACACAUCGCCGUCAGGACAAAUGACGCGUUCGCUGCACGUGCACUUGCCAACGCCGGUGCUGAUGUGUCUCUACAGAACGCAGACGGAUGGAAUGCGUUGCAGGAGGCUGUGUGUCGCCGGUGUACGGACAUUGUUGCGAUUCUUGUCCAAUACCACCACGUCUCUGCCUGGUCGAAGUGGCGCCGUCGUCUUCCCCGACUCCUCGCCGUCCUCCGCCGUAUGCGUGAUUUCUAUAUGGAGAUCUCGUUUCACUUCGAGAGCUCUAUUGUUCCAUUCGUCGGGAAGAUUGCGCCGUCAGACACCUACAAGAUCUGGAAACGAGACGGUAAUUUACGAGCAGAUACUUCGCUUGCUGGCUAUGACGGCUUGAAAAUUCAACGAGCGAAUCAGAGUUUUCUCUUCCUUGGCGAUGGUGAUCGGAAUUUAGACAUUCCGUCUGGUUCGUUGCUUGUUCUCAAUCACGACGACCGUAAAAUCUUCGACGCCUUCGAAAAUGCCGGAUCUCCAUUAAGUGAUUCCGACAUCGCCGGAUUCUGUGCUCAGACGAGCGUUUACCGUCCAGGAAUGGACGUAACGAAAGCGGAAUUGUGUGCCAGAACUAAUUGGAGGAGGCAAGAAAAGAUCGAAAGUGUCGGCGAGUGGAAAGCCAGGGUUUACGAAAUCCACAACGUACAUUUCAGUUUCAGAUCACGCAAAAUUGCCGCUGGUGAUAGCGACAUAGCCGGAAGCGAACAGAUCAUGCCACUAGAGCUUGAAGAAGACUCCGAUGACGGAUUUCUCGUCGCCGAAAAUCCACGUUUCAGCGUCUCCGAUCGCCGGAGACACAGUAGCUUCGUGAGCGGAGAUAGAGAAGUGAUAUCCGUGUCAAGAAAAAGCGUCGACAUCAUUCCAGAACGACGUCGUCGUCCACGAGCACCUCCUCCGCCUCCGAUGCCGCCGUUACCGGUUGUACAACCACAGACAAAAGAGAAGGAGUACGUUAAAACGUUACGGCCGUCAGUUUGGUUAACGGAAACGUUUCCGUUACAAACGGAAGAGCUGCUUCCGUUACUUGACAUUUUAGCUAACAAAGUAAAAGCUGUUAGACGGAUGAGGGAAUUGCUGACGACGAAGUUUCCACAAGGCACGUUUCCGGUAAAGGUGGCGAUUCCCGUGGUGCCAACCGUACGUGUUUUAAUAACGUUUACAAAGUUUGUCGACCUGCAACCACCAGAAGAACAGUUCUUCACACCGUUCUCCAGUCCCCGCCACUUUAUCAGUAGUGGAGAUGAGAACGAUGAUUAUGAGGUAACAGUAACAGAAACAGAAACAGAAACAGAAGCCCUUCGGGCUUCUGUUUCUGUUUCCUCUUCUGCAACGUGGUUGUCGAGGGGCGGCAGUCGGUCGGGGAUGUUGACGAAUAGGGUGGGACCGCCACAUGUGGCGGAUCCGUUUAGUGUACCGAUUGGGUACGCGUGGAGUAGUUUUGAUGAGAAAGGGAAGAAAAUGAAGAAAUCGAAGUCUAUGAGUAGGAAAAGUAAGUGAAUGUAAAAUGUAACAAUAAUUGUAUCGAGUUUGGUUGAAUUAGUUUGUAAUGGCUUUUAUGGAAUAUAGUUGUUGGGG